AAUAAUUCAAGAUGGCCGACACAUUGGCCUAUUACCUUUUUGGUGAUUAAUACCUGGCUUUUGCCACUGGUGCGUAGAGUAGAUCUUACUAGUUCACCAUUCUCUGCUUUUGAAGCAAUUGUUAAGCGUGGGAGUUUUAACUCAAAGAAAGAUGGACCUUGACAGAGAAACAAACAUCGUAGAAAUACCUCGCCUGAACAUACAGUGGGAUUGGAAAGAGGCUCUGAGGUGUGUUGGAUAUAUACCAGUCAAUUCCAAGACCGUCCAUCUCCCCUCCAGGCAUAGCCCGGGCAUUUGACUGGAGUUUUGCUCCGUGCAGUGGGGAAUUUGACCCAAAUUGAGGCCUGCCCGGUCGAGCAUUUGACUUUCGUGUCAAAACGCUUGUCAGCUUCGCAGGCAAAAGCUUUCGUAAUUCUUUCCGCAUUCAGCAUGUGCACCGCGUUCUCGGGUCAUUGCUCCUAUAUUCAACGUUUUGGUAGAGCAUUUGAGAGCCUUUGAAAAAGCCCGUUUAAUGUGGACUUUCUAGAAUGAACAAUUUUAUUGAAAUUAACAAAUCUCCGUAGUCUCUAUGUGUUUGUAAUGGUAACAGGACUGUGUGGAGUCCAAUUCGGUCUGUAAUCCUACGAGUGAUUAACAAAAUCGGACGACCGCUUAGCGGGAGUCUGAUUUUUUUAAUCACGAGUAUGAUUAUUACUGACCAAAUUGGACGACGUGAAGUUCUGUUACCAAUUAAUCAUAACAUUAACAAAAUUUGUGAUAUAUAAGGCUCUUUUUAAAAUCAAAACACAAGAAAUUCCAAGAUUUGUUUUUGCUAGCAAUGUAAAAAACAGCCAUUUAAGCGCGCGCAUGAUGACGCGUACUGUCCAAUUACUUAGGCAUGACAUGUACUGUCCUAUUAAGGCUGAAAUCAGGCAGUUGAUAACCAGUUGUUAUAGUUAUGAUUAUAUAAUCACAUUUAAAUAUGAACGGUUUGAUGCAUGGGAAAAUUUUUGAAUAGUCGCUGGUGGGUAAGGGAUUUGUCACUUUUUGAAUCGUUAGCGGGUUGGGCACUUCACCAUCUAAACUGCCAACAUACAGGGAAAUUUGAACAAAAUUGUUUCAAAAAAGUCAAAUUCCUAGUGGGGGGUGGGUGAGCAUGGGCGGUUUUGGAAUUGACUGUUACAUUAGGUUAAAUUUGCCCUGGACGUGCAAAACACGUUGUAAGGAAAGAUGAAUAAAUAUGCCCCAACUAGGUUUAUUGAUAAACUAGGUUUAAUUUUGUAAAUUUGCUGUUGUCGAUAGAAAUCCUGGAGGAAAGGCUUGGAUCUCAUGUUCGUGGGCUAGUAAGUAUAUCUGAUUUUUUUCAAAUUUGUUUUUAAAACUUGUAAGCUAAUGUUAAGUCUGCAAUCUGAACAAAGCACGUAUAAUCCCUGGAUUCAGUGCAACAGAGGUCUUAAAAUCAAAUGUUCCUUGUCCUCGCUUGGGACUGCUUAGUGAAACACAGUCAUGUAACUUGUUGAGUUUGGGGUACCUCUACUAGCUUGAACUAAAAUCACGUUGAUUAUGAUCUGUCCAUCACAGUCCUGAAUUGGAAAGGAUAAAAUGUACUAGAGCUGGUAUUGCAAUCAGUUUCAGAUCUUUUGGAAAGCUGUUUUUAACUGAUCUGACUUUCCUUAAGAAGGGGAAAAGCUUUCAACUGGACUAGUUGGUGAAGAAACUAAUGAUUUACCAUUAGCUUAACUUUUGGUACUUCAGCAAGAUGAGAACCAAAAACCUAUUGUGAGUUUUCCUUGCUUACUCCCACUAUUUACAGUACUUUUCGUUAUAAAUACCAUUAAUCCUGUUCAUAAGUACCGGUAUACUUGUCCGUUUUUCUUGUCGCUAGAAUUAAGUGAUUAGCCCUCAUGGCUUUAAAAAAAAAUUAUCUUACAUGGUUGGCAGUCAAAAAACGCACGAAGAUAGACUACUGAAAGCCAAUUUCCACUAACAACAAAACAGGAUACUAGGCUCUUAAUGAUUUUAGUUUGUGAUUAGAGGAAAAAUUGUCUCGUAGAUCAGCCCACAGUUUAUGGUGAACUUGUAUCUCAUGAAAAUGUGGAUGGUGGUAACAGCGGCCCCUUAAGUAUCCAAGCUUCAGAUGGAUUUAUAGUUGAAACUGUUAACAAGGUUGGUAACUGUUAGAUUAAUUUUAUCUUGUUAUUUAUUGUGGUUAUCCAAGGUUAAUUCUCCCAUUUCAAUCGGAAAUCCUACCUCUCCUCACACACUCAUACAGUUUUCAGGAGGGGUAUCGGAAGGGUGCAAAGCCCAAUUUAGUAGCAAUCUUUUCAUAUUUUGGGUAAUCUUUCAUGUAGCUGGAAGUAACAUUUGUUACAUUUUUCAUUAUAUCACAGUGGGAAUUCUCAGACUGGGACAAGUUUUUUUGCACAUGGACCAAUACAAUUCAAGAAUUCAACUAUGCAACAGUUGAAAAAUUUAAAAACGUUUGAACUUACAUGUACCUGAUCUUUUGGGAAACAGCCCUCAAAUUUAUGAAUUUUGUUGAUCUGUUUGCAAAAGAAAGAAAAAUCCAGAAUUUUUUCGUCAAAAAAGUGUUGUGAUUGGACAAUCUUCUUCCGAGUGUCUCAGUUUGAGUCUCCGCACUAUAAGUCUAUAUUAUAUACUAUCAUGCUUCUAAUGGUUUCCAUAUUGGAACCCUUCUAUGAAGCACUUCACUUGAUUAGAAGGAUACUCAAUAAAGAUUAUUAUACUGUACUGCCAUGUAAUAACCCAAUUAAAGUUAAUGAUAGUUAAAGUUAAUAGUGGUUGCAAUAUUUUACAGGAAAAUUAUGUAUUCUAUCUUGUUCUCUAUUUUUAGAACAGUCUAACACUUUCAUAUUCAGAAAGCAGAUGUACCACAAAGUUUAUUUCACCAACUGCAGUUCUUGCAAAUGUCCACAAGAAAAGCGUAAGUUUUUGCCAUAAAUAAUUAAUGUAAAAUGAGACCACCACAAAUCUCCAUCAUGUUGAAAUUCUCAGUAACCUGCAAGAGUUCUGGUUACUUUACUGAGAAAAAAAAGACACUGUGGCAACAACAAAAAUCCCUUUUUUUGGCUAUACCUUCCUCUAUUCUCCUAAAAAAAAUUUAACAUCGCUCGAACUAGGUUUCAACUGCUUGAAACUUGUGAAAUACAUUAAAAACCUGGGAGAAAGAACCUGCAUUUUCCAAAGUUAGCGUAAAUGGGUUCUUAGUAUACAUAAAUGGUAAUUAGCCCAAAUCUUGGUAAUUAAGGUUCUUAGAUAGGUUCUUAUUUUCUGGAGGAAAAAAUAGACAUUGUAGCUCAGAACAUUAGUGGUAUUCAGCUUACUCCUUAUUUAAAAUCUGCAUACCAAUACACUGUACCUGGAGUGAUGAGGCACCUAAUGUAUAUGUCUCCAAAGAGGAGCCUGAAUGUUGACUGAUCUUAUUUGCCCAAGUGAACAAAAAAAAUUUUUUUUAUAGAUUUAAUAGAAAACAAGAACCUGUUUCAUAUUUCAGGCUGAAUAGGUUUUUUAGCCAAAAGUUAAAUAUCCCUCUUUUCAGAACAACCUCCAGACAGAGAACCUUUUUAUUACAGAACUUUUAUAUUGCUUUGGAACAAUUAAGAACCUUUUCUUACAUUUUUUUAACAUCUCUUAAGGAACCAGCUUUUAGAUAAGUUUUUGAAUGCUUCUUAGUUAAGUUUAAAUAGUAUUAGAAUUAGUAAUUAGCAUUGUAAUUAGUACUAAGUUGAGUGUUGUAAUUAGUUACAUGUAAUGCUUGUAGAUAAUGAUUGUUCCUGAAAAGCCCCUUUGGGGAGGAAACAAUAAAGUAUGUGUGUAUGUAUGUAUAGAUGGGGCCUAACUGGCAAAUUUUGGUCUAGCAGGUUGUUACUCCCAGCUUUUUAAGGUAUUCCUGAAGUGUUACAUGAAUGAAGGAAGUAGUCAAGGAAGUUGCAUCCAUACAUGUACAUGUACAUUGGCAUGCUUGAGCUUUUCUCAGCAUGUUUAUUAUUCCGAUGAAAGGUUUUUAUAUCUACUAUAGCAGGCAGGGAUGUUGGAUAAAUAAUGACCGAUUUCCCAAACUGAGUGCCAAAGGCAAAAGCUUCCAGGGGAGUUUAGGAGCAUACUCCCCCGGGAGAUUUUACGGUUAACUCCCUAAAGUCCUCUUUCCUGGGUUUUUCGAGUCAUUCAGACAGGAUAUUGGCUAGAUUUCAACUUGGAAAGUUUUUUUACUACUGAAAGUAUAUUUACUGUGGAAACUGGUGUGGAUCUGCGGCCAUAUAGUGUAGAAAACAUACAAAACAUAUGAAUGAAAUGAUAAUGUACAGUCAUGUCUAGUCAGGCAUACCUCCAAGAUGACAUUAACGUAUUCACAAUUGAACUGCCAGUAAAGCUCACGCAUUUCCUCUUCCUUUCCACUUGUGACACCAUCAUAUGUAAUGCUCAUAGACAACUUUGACACUUUAUGUGCAGGGGAAGAGAUCUGAAAUGGUGGUAUUUGUAGACACAGAUAUACACCGAAACUCGGUUUUUGUAGCGAAAGCUAAAUCGACGUUCAAUCCUGAGUGCUUCUGUGGAAGCUUGCCAGGAUGCUUCUUGCUUCUUUUUGGGGUUUUGAUGGAGUUUGACAACACCAUUUUGGGUUUACACUGUACUUUAAGCUUGUCUUUACAACGCUUUUGGGUAUGAUAAAUCCAUGUGGUAGCUGGCUUGCUGCACCGAUCCGAUUCACAGGUUCCUCGGAUUGUUUUUUUACGACUUUGUGUCCGCUAAAGAAGCGUCUUCUCUUAGAGCAGUGGUAGGGAAAUUACCUCUUCAACUAGCAGUGGCCCAUACUGGAACUCGUCAACUUGAAAAUAUCGGGAAUUUUAGCCACAACAAACUCAGAAGACUACUGCGAAACCUCAAAUGCUAAGAGGAGUGUAUAAAGCAAACAUAUCAGACAUUUCACGGUGAGAAUCUCUAGGCGUUUUCCCUUCUACACGGAUCUAGAGUUACAAUGCAGCUUCAUCAAACGAAGAAUGAUACUCGCAGUUGUGAACGUAAAUUUAUGCAAUUGCGCAAGAAGCGGUUUGUCACAGUGCAACUUCAGUUUAAUAUGUUACAUUCUUUAAGCGGCAUAGGACAACGGAAGAGUAUAUACAGUCAUCUGAUGAACUAGCGCUGGCACUUUUGCGAUCGAAGAGCAGUUUCGUUAAAUGGGACAAAAAUUGAAAGCAGAUUGAAACGCCAAUCUAAAGGGAGCUAAGAAAGGGAACUUACAGAGCGCUAAAAAAUGGUAAGAGUUUGUGUAGAGGUUAUAAUCAUUUUGUGAAGAUUUGUUUUGAUAAUUAAGGACGAAUAGGUAGCAAGUCAGGUACGUAGAUGGUAUUCAAAUAAUAUCACAAUCAAGACAAUCUUUCAAUCGUAAUCCAAAACAAUCUUGGAUUCUGGAUUUACUCUAUGGACUCUGGAUUCUAGGUACUGGAUUAGGGAUUCCGGAUUCUGGCGUCCUUGUCAAUGGAACUUGGAUUCUGGAUUCCAAUCGUUCGGGGUAUUCCGGAUUCCCUGAGCUCAAUUCAACAAGCAAAUCCACAAUGCUGAUUUUCCUACAUAGGGCAACACACUUCAUGCUUUUUAACAUUCUUCUUGUAGCACUUAAUACUUGUUUGCCGUAGAAUUCUGAUUACUCUGUUUCUUUUCAUACAAGACCACAAUUAUGAACUGAAGCACACACUACCAACUCCGCGGUAUGGCCAGUUGUGCAUGCAUAAGGUACUGGCCAUACCGCGGAGUUGGUAGUGUGUGCCUCAGUUCACAUUGUGGUCUUGUCUUUCAAUACAGCCUUAGGUAGACUUAGGUAAAACGACCUUGGAUAGAGUACAGUUUGGCUUUCCUCUUCUGCUUUUUGUGCGUCGACUAACAUAAAUGUGUUAGUAGAGCGUUUUAUGAUUUUAGUAGGAGGUCAGGUCUUGUUUUCAGUUUUGCUAAACAAUGAGGUUUCAAAUGUAUGCUAAUGUCCGAAACGCUUUUGUCUACAGAAAUAUCAAUGUUUUCGUAAAUUUUCUUCUACUUCAUUCUGGAUGCCUUACAUCAUAGUAAUCGGUGAAAUUUUCCCUUCUGAAAAACGCUAUUCCAAAACGUAACCAACACUCUGGUAAGUAGGUUCGGGCCUCCUUAAAGAGAUCUAACUAAAUGUGUAAAAAUCAAAACUCUUCUUUUUAGCCCCGGCUGAUACCCUGGUACACAAGUUGUCACUUUUUAUCUUUAGUCAGCUGCCUGUAGCUGCCGAUCUUCAUUUAGCUAAGAAAACAAACCAUACGAAAAUCAAGACAAUGUUACACAGGAGUGAUUAUUUUAUCACAUUUUUCUUCACAUGGCUGUUUCAGCUGCUUGCAGUUAACAAUUUCUAUUACGUACAAAAAAACAAAGUCAAGGUGAUUAAGUUGCAGAAAAUAAUGAAAGGAUCAGAAUUCUUUACAAUUCUUUACAAUUUCUAUUACGCACAAAAAAACAAAGUCAAGUUGAUCAAGUUUCAGAAAAUAAUGAAAGGAUCCGAAUUCUUUAUAGCUGCUAUUACUGUGCCAUACUGCUCAUAAGAGAUGUUUAAACUUUGGGUGUUCAUCCGUACGUUUCAAUUUUACUCGUUUUCUCAGUAAAAGUAAUCUCAAGUAAUUAUCUUCAUCUUGCAUCUCCCUUUAUUUUGCUAAAACGUGAACACAUCCACUCAAUAAUAGAUGACAUGAUUAAUAGUAUGUCAAUUUCUCCUAAGUGUCCCAAAGAGCGCACUUAUUUCACCCAACAAUUGUUGGCUUCCCACUGGAAGCGAAGUUAGUUUCAAGUAAGCACUUGAUUCAAGUGCACUUGGAAAUCUUAAGUCGCUCUGUAGAAAACAUCUUCACACUUGUUGACAAAGUAUAUUACUUGAAGUAAAAGCUGUCAAUCUCUCCGUUCAUUAGAAUCUUGGAACCGCUGCACGUGCACAUCGUGCACAUGGCUUCCAUUUCUUAUUGGUCAAGUGUGCUCUCAAGUGUGGUGUAGCCGAUACUUGGCGGCAAACUUCGGCUUCUUUGACAACGAUCGUUUCCAUGCUCACCAAGUUAAGCUGAAGUAGGUACAUCAAAUUUUACCCCUUCACACUCAAAGGAGGUUCUAAGUACACUUGCAUUAUACUUGAAGCCCUAGUGUGAAGCCAACAAAUUUCCCACGCAUCAGAGCUGUACAGAGUAGCUGUAAGAACUUGUAUCUCCGAGAAAGAAAGAAUGAUAAUGAUAAAAAAAAAAAAAAAAAGGAAGACAGGACAAACAAGAAAAGAAAACUUAAGAGGAAAAUUAAACCUUUGAAAAAAGAGAAAGGAAUCUACUUCUCAUAACAUAUAUAACAGCGAUAUGUUUAUGAAAACGAGAUCAGAUUUAAACUCAUUAAACAAUGUCAUAAUCCCAGGUCCUCACUGAGUCCGUUCCACAUAGUUGCUGAUGCAUAUCCAAAGGAGUGUAAACAAUGAGUCGUACGUAUCUAACAACAAGUUUGUUUGAUCCCCAUAGGCUAUAAGAAGUAUUAUUCGAAACAGACUGCUUAUGAUAUAUUUCGUCAUCGUGUCAACAUGGAUUGCAUAAUUACAUAAUGUACAUAAUUUAUAAUUACAUAAUUACAUAAUUGCAUAAUUACAUAAUUUUAUACAGUUUGUCCAGCUGUGAAAGGUUUGAACCCAGGAGUCAUUUCAAAAGUAGGUUGAGUAUGAUCGUCCGGGUGAAUGUAGUCCUGAAUUGGACUGUUGUUGUUGACAAUGACUGAGAUUUCGAUAACCUGUGCGGUGGUCAUUUUCAAAGCAAAGUGAGUUGUAUCACGUCAGUUGAUAGUAUUUGACUCUGGUUAUUGACCUGAUUGGUCAAUUAAGUCGUGAUGUUAUUUGCUAUGAAGACUCGUAAUGUCAUUGGUGCGUUUCGAUCCGUCUUAACAUAUAAUGGAUUCCGAUUGGCUAAGUGGGUGUCACUAUCCUUCAAUUGAGUGUAAAUUAUUUGUGAGAUAAAAACAUUCAUCAAAGCAAUAGUCACUCUAGUAUCACGAUCUUUUUCAUUUCUCGUAAGGAUCACACUAUUUUGACCAAGUUUCGGGUGAGGUAUUCCAUUGCGUAGCAUCAAGGUACUUUAAAAGCCUCGCUUAAUUUAAGGUAAUUUGUUCGCGGCUCUUUAACUACUAGAUAAGUUUCAGAAUGUGUUAAAUGAUAACGUUUUCCUUUUUGCAGUCUUUAGUGUUUAUAAAGUAAAUAGUCAAGUGCACACAAAAAGAUUUCAGUCGUUAAAAGGAAUCAAGGACACCCAACGACCGAACGUUUCCAAAUACUUCAAGAGAAAGAAAUGGUUUUCUCUUGGUUAAUUUGGAGCUACCCUGAAAAACUACUUAUCUGUUCGGAUGUCUAAGGGGAACUUUGGUCGUCACAAAAGUCUCAGGUGGCUUUUUCGUGUCAUCCGAAACCGUUAUCUGCCCUGAUGUGUCCGGUCGAAAGUUCGGGGACGUUGAAUAGCCGUACUUUCAUUAGAAAAUUCUACGGGAGUUUUUGUCUUUAUGUUUAUAUCAAAAUUUUCAGGAGACCGUUUUUUAACAAUAAUCGCAAUAUCAUGGUCAUGAAAAUCGUGUUAAAAACACAACCUCCGAAAUUCGUGGGUAAGUUAGUAGAACAACUCCGAAUAUCUUCGAAUUAGCAUAAUGGCGGUUGGUGAUGCUUUUGUGGUCUCUGCAUUUCUGCUAAACUUUCUCCUUGUUAACAGUGUAUUAUGUCCGAACUUUUAUUGCCUUUAUUCGUGUCUGAAAGGACAACGUUUUCUAGCCAUGGUUGGUAAGCAAUUUGGAUGCGUUGAAGAAUUUGAUUUGUCUUACUUGUCGCUUGUGGAUAAUGUGAAGAUUGAGGCGCAAAUUGACAUAUUGUCACUCCCAGGGGUAACACUUUUACCUCUUCUCUUUUCACCGAGAACAAUAGAUCCUUUUUGCAUGACGUCACGGCGACCAUAUUUGUGUACAAAACAAUGAAUCGGCGGCCAUGUUUGUGUACAAAAAUAAUCCUGUGGGAAUUGAACUCUUUUCACACGUUAAAACUUUCUUUUUUUCCAAGCAAUUUGCAAAGCUGCUGACCACGUGACUGAAAACGAUCUAUACCUGCUGUAUAGGCGCUGAAAAUAGCGACGAAUACAUACGUGGUGAAGCAGAAAUUUACCAGAAAUAGAGUUUCGUGCUAUGCCAAUUCGUUGUCUACCAGAAGAAUCCUGCUUCUAGGCGGAGAUGUGGAAACAAAUCCUGGUUGGGAAGAUUCAUCUCGUGAGAAACCCGACUACUUGCAAGGUUUUGCUAGAACGGUCAGACAUGCAUCCAACAAUUUAAAUGUUGCCUACUUAAAUAACCGUAGCCUCAGCAACAAGCAGGAUGAAGUGAGAAUGUUGCUUCGUCUCUGCCGUGUUGAUAUUCUUGCAACAAAAGGUGGAUAG
Molecule: messenger RNA, 9434 nt
Organism: Porites evermanni
Lineage: Eukaryota; Metazoa; Cnidaria; Anthozoa; Scleractinia; Poritidae
Source: the annotation of a GenBank genome assembly